CAUGCGCAGUAAGUGACUGAUUCUCCGGACAGGGCGAAAUGGCGGCGUCAGCUGGCGCGGCGUCGCGGGGGUUAGCAAAGCGGCUGUUCAGACCCCCGGCGGGAGCGUGGCCAGCAGCUUGCCAAGCUCUUGCACGUAACUUUCACUUUACUGUCUAUGGAAAGAAGAAUGCAUCUGCUAAAGUUUCUGAUUCGAUUUCUACACAAUAUCCAGUAGUGGACCAUGAAUUUGAUGCUGUCGUUGUGGGUGCUGGUGGGGCAGGUUUGCGGGCUGCAUUUGGUUUGUCGGAGGCUGGAUUUAAUACAGCAUGUGUUACGAAGCUGUUCCCUACCAGAUCCCAUACUGUUGCUGCACAGGGAGGGAUCAAUGCUGCCUUGGGAAACAUGGAAGAAGAUAACUGGAGAUGGCACUUUUAUGACACCGUGAAAGGAUCUGAUUGGCUGGGAGACCAGGAUGCCAUUCAUUACAUGACUGAGGAGGCACCUGCUGCAGUUGUAGAGCUGGAAAAUUAUGGAAUGCCAUUUAGCAGAACAGAAGAAGGGAAGAUCUAUCAGCGUGCCUUUGGUGGACAGAGCCUUCAGUUUGGGAAAGGGGGACAGGCUCAUCGAUGCUGUUGUGUCGCGGACAGAACAGGACACUCACUGUUGCAUACCCUGUAUGGCAGGUCACUAAGAUAUGAUACCAGCUAUUUUGUUGAGUAUUUUGCCUUGGACCUCCUGAUGGAAAAUGGAGAAUGUCGUGGAGUUAUUGCACUUUGUAUAGAAGAUGGCUCAAUACAUCGUAUAAGAGCAAAGAACACUGUUAUUGCCACUGGUGGGUAUGGUCGCACCUUCUUCAGUUGCACAUCUGCUCAUACCAGCACAGGUGAUGGCACAGCUAUGGUCACACGAGCUGGCCUUCCUUGCCAGGACUUGGAGUUUGUACAGUUCCACCCUACAGGUAUCUAUGGUGCUGGCUGUCUUAUUACAGAAGGUUGUCGUGGUGAAGGAGGUAUUCUUAUUAACAGUGAAGGUGAAAGAUUUAUGGAGAGAUAUGCACCUGUUGCUAAGGAUCUGGCUUCCAGAGAUGUAGUGUCUCGUUCUAUGACCAUUGAAAUCCGUGAAGGAAGGGGCUGUGGCCCUGAAAAAGACCACGUAUAUUUGCAGUUGCACCAUUUACCACCACAGCAGCUAGCAAUGCGCCUCCCUGGAAUUUCAGAAACAGCUAUGAUAUUUGCUGGUGUGGAUGUCACAAAAGAGCCUAUUCCUGUUCUUCCUACUGUGCAUUACAAUAUGGGAGGUAUUCCUACUAACUACAAAGGGCAGGUAAUUACACAUGUGAAUGGCAAAGAUGAAGUAGUACCUGGCUUGUAUGCUUGUGGUGAAGCAGCCUCUGCAUCCGUUCAUGGUGCUAAUAGACUUGGAGCAAACUCUCUUUUGGACUUGGUGGUCUUUGGUCGUGCUUGUGCCCUUAGUAUUGCAGAAUUGUGCAAGCCUGGAGAACCAGUUCCCUCAAUUAAACCAAAUGCCGGAGAAGAAUCUGUUGCAAAUCUUGACAAACUACGAUUUGCCAAUGGAAACAUUAGAACAUCAGAACUGAGGCUUAAUAUGCAAAAGACAAUGCAAAGUCAUGCCGCAGUGUUCCGAACAGGCUCAGUACUACAGGAAGGCUGUGAGAAACUCAGCCACAUUUAUCGUGAUUUGGAUGACCUGAAGACAUUUGAUAGAGGUAUUGUGUGGAAUACUGACUUAGUGGAGACCUUGGAACUGCAAAAUUUGAUGCUGUGUGCUAUGCAAACUAUUUAUGGUGCUGAGGCUCGGAAAGAAUCUCGUGGUGCUCAUGCCAGAGAAGACUACAAGGUAAGAGUAGAUGAAUAUGAUUUUUCCAAGCCAAUCCAAGGGCAACAGAAAAGACCAUUUGAAGAGCAUUGGAGAAAACACACCCUUUCUUUUGUGGAUGUCAAGACUGGGAAGGUUACUUUGAGAUACAGACCUGUAAUUGACAAAACUUUAAAUGAAGAAGACUGUGCAACAGUUCCACCUGCUAUUCGUUCCUACUAAUGAUGGUUAGCUAUGUAAAUCAGCUUAUGUAAUUAUGUAUAUGUCUGCCAGAGCUUGCUGAUAUACAUGAACAUAUUAAGUAUUCUCUUAUUCAGAAAUCUACUGUUAUGUUAAUGAUGGUUGAAGAAUGCUGUCUAGAGAUUUCUCACUGAUGCUCUGUUCGGUGGCUAGCAUAUCAUCAUUAAACCAAGGUGCACAAAGCCGUACACGGAUUCUCUUUCAUCCCCCUUUGUCAAAACAUUUGAAGUGAACAUACAGAACUAAUGCCAAAAUAAAAUAAUCUAAAACA
Malaclemys terrapin pileata is the source of this 2328-nucleotide messenger RNA. It is a transcript of the gene SDHA, whose product is annotated as succinate dehydrogenase complex flavoprotein subunit A. The coding region runs from base 39 to 2039 and encodes 666 amino acids. Gene Ontology annotation, biological process: tricarboxylic acid cycle; mitochondrial electron transport, succinate to ubiquinone. The record is from RefSeq and is a predicted model, not a curated record. The transcript has 15 exons. Gene Ontology annotation, molecular function: flavin adenine dinucleotide binding; electron transfer activity; succinate dehydrogenase (quinone) activity. Lineage: Eukaryota; Metazoa; Chordata; Testudines; Emydidae.